This is a messenger RNA of Ilex paraguariensis (yerba mate), 1300 nucleotides long. Lineage: Eukaryota; Viridiplantae; Streptophyta; Magnoliopsida; Aquifoliales; Aquifoliaceae. The record is from the annotation of a GenBank genome assembly.
AAUACCACCUAUUUGAGCAAACGAAUUGAAACAAGUCACCGAAGAAGAAGAAGAUGGGAAGUAAUCUGAAAAACCCUAGUAAGAAGUUCCAGCUCAACCCUAACUGGGCUCAGCUCUCUCAAAAACUGAAAGGCCACGGCUUUAAAUCAUCUUCAAACACUUCACACAAGCCAGGAAUUGAAACCCCAAAAGGCGUAUUAGGAAAGCGUAAAGAGAGAGCCAAUGCGGAGUCCGAUGAGUCUGGACCUAUUGCUCUUGCGCCAAGCUCUUCCGAUUGUAGUCUGACAGAUGCAUUAGCUAUGGAUUGUGAAAUGGUUGGCGUCAGUUCUCUAGGAAACAGAAGCGCUCUUGGACGAGUUACUCUGGUAAAUAAAUGGGGCAAUGUUAUAUGUGAUGAGCAUGUUCGCCCAAUAGAGCGGAUAGUUGACUUCCGUACAGAGAUAAGUGGAAUUCGACCUCGCGACUUGAAGAAAGCAAAGGAUUUCCGCAUUGUUCAGAAGAAAGUGGCAGAAUUGAUCAAGGGAAAGAUUCUCGUUGGUCAUGCCUUACGCAAUGAUCUUAAGGCAUUGCUAUUAAGUCAUCCAAAGAAGGAUAUACGAGAUACCUCAGAGUAUCAACCCUUUCUAAAGGAAGGACACAGGAGGGCACUUAGGCAUCUAGCUGCUGAGAUUCUUGGUGCGAAAAUUCAAAGUGGGGAGCACUGCCCUAUAGAAGAUGCCCGGGCAGCAAUGCUGCUUUAUCAGAAAAACAGGAAAGAAUGGGAGAGGAGUAUCAAAGAUUUUGUGAGGCUUAAGCAGAAGCAGAAGAAACGCAAACAGAAAAAGAAACCGAAGAAGGUUUAAAUAUAAACCAUGCUGCAAACACAUCUUAGCAACAACUGCACAUCUAAAUUGACGCCUUCGAAAUAGCCCCUUCAUAUCUUGCUUGGAGAAAAUACAGAAAUAAUUCCCAUAGGAUCAAACAGAAGAAGGAAAUUUACCAGGAGGAAGAUUAAAAUAGUGAGCAACAUGUCAUUAAUCCAUUUAGUGAUCCUGCUACUAAUUUUUUGUUGGUGCUAAUUCUAUUUCACCGAAAGAGGCAUCAAUUGGGGCGUCUUCUUGAAGGACUGAUCUCUCAAGUUGAAGUCACAGAUGGCCCUGCGUUGUUUCCAAACUUUUUCCUACCAUAAACUAAAGGUUCUUAUUUUCUCAUUCAUGUAAAAGCAACUGUAUUGUAUGCAUUAUUGGUAUCAGUUUUGCUGUGUGCUACCUGAGCAGAUACGAUAUAUUUAUGGUACUUACUUUCAAGUUUUCAUCGACGG